AUGAGUCAUGUGCCGGGAAAUGAGCUCGGGCUAGAUCAGCAGUUUUCUGGUCUAGACAUGAACUCCCCUGAUAAUCAGAGUGGAGGAGGAAGUACAGCAAGCAAAGGGCGCCAUAUACCUCCUCACUUAAGGAACAGGGAAGCAUCUAAAGGAUUUUAUGAUAAGGACAGUUCAGGGUGGAGUUGUAGUAAAGACAAGGAUGCCUACAGCAGUUUCGGGUCUAGAGAUUCAAGAGGAAAGUCCAGUUACUUCAGUGAUCGAGGAAGUGGAUCAAGGGGAAGGUUUGAUGAUCGUGGACGGAAUGACUAUGGUGGUAUCGGCAGUCGUGGUGACAGAACCGGUUUUGGCAAAUUUGAACGUAGUGGACACAGUCGUUGGUGUCACAAGUCAGAUGAAGAUGGUUGGUCAAAGCCACUUCCACCAAGUGAACGCUUGGAGCAGGAACUCUUUUCUGGAGGAAACACUGGGAUUAACUUUGAGAAAUACGCUGAUAUACCAGUAGAGGCAACUGGCAAUAACCGUCCUCCACAUAUUGAAAGUUUCAGUGAUGUUGAGAUGGGAGAAAUUAUCAUGGGUAACAUUGAGCUUACUCGUUACACUUGUCCUACUCCAGUGCAAAAACAUGCCAUUCCUAUUAUUAAAGGAAAAAGAGACUUGAUGGCUUGUGCCCAAACAGGGUCUGGAAAAACUGCAGCAUUUCUUUUGCCCACCUUGAGUCAAAUUUAUACAGAUGGUCCAGGUGAGGCUUUAAAGGCUGUGAAGGAAAAUGGAAGGUAUGGAUGCCCUAAACAAUAUCCAGUCUCCUUGGUUUUAGCCCCAACAAGAGAAUUGGCUAUACAGAUCUAUGAGGAAGCCAGAACAUUUUCAUACCGGUCUCGAGUUCGUCCUUGUGUGGUAUAUGAUGGUGCUGAUAUUGGUCAGGAGUUUCGAGACUUAGAACGUGGAUGUCACUUGUUAGUCGCCACUCCAGGACGCCUGGUGGAUAUGAUGGAAAGAGGAAAGAUUGGGUUAGAUUUCUGCAAAUACUUAGUGUUGGAUGAAGCUGAUAGGAUGCUGGAUAUGGGGUUCGAACCUCAAAUACGUUGUAUAGUUGAAGAAGAUACUGUGCCACCAAAGGGUGUCCGCCACACCAUGAUGUUUAGUGCUACUUUUCCUAAGGAAAUUCAGAUGCUUGCUCGUGAUUUCUUGGAUGAAUAUAUAUUUCUGGCCAUAGGUAGAGUUGGCACUACCUCUGAGAACAUCACACAGAAAGUAGUUUGGGUAGAAGAGUCAGAUAAACGGUCAUUUCUACUUGACCUCUUAAAUGCAAUAGGGAAGAAUUCACUGACUUUAGUUUUUGUGGAGACCAAAAAGGGUGCUGAUUCUCUGGAGGAUUUCGUAUACCAUGAAGGAUAUGCUUGUACCAGUAUCCAUGGAGACCGAUCACAGAGAGAUAGAGAGGAAGCCCUUCACCAGUUCUGCUCAGGAAAAAGCCCGAUUCUAGUGGCUACUGCUGUGGCAGCAAGAGGACUAGACAUUUCAAAUGUGAAACAUGUUAUCAAUUUUAAUUUGCCAAGUGAUAUUGAGGAGUAUGUACAUCGGAUUGGCUGUACAGGAUGUAUAGGAAACCUUGGUCUGGCCACCUUAUUUUUCAAUGAAAGAAAUAUAAAUAUCACAGAGGAUUUGUUGGAUCUUCUUGUUGAAGCUAAACAAGAAGUGCCAUCUUGGUUAGAAAAUAUGGCUUAUGAACACCACUAUAAGGGUAGCAGUCGUGGGCAUUCUAAGAGAGUCAGUGGAGGAUUUGGUGCCCGAGACUAUUGACAAAGUAGCGGUUCUGGCAGUUCUAGCUUUAGUAGUAGUCAUGCAAGCAGCAGCUGCAGUGGUGGAGGUGGUCAUGGCAGCAGCAGAGGAUUUGGUGGAGGUGGCUAUGGAGGCUUCUAUAGUAGUGAUGGAUACGGAGGAAAUUGCAGUUCUCAGGGGGUUGACUGGUGGGGCCACUGAAUCCGCUUCACAGCAAAGUCACCCUUUUGAAAAAGCUAAUAUGGAAACCACAUGUAACUUAGCCAGACUAUACCGUGUAGCUUCAAGAACUAGCAGUACAUUACCAACUGUGAUUCUCCUGAAAAUUCAAGGGAGCUC
Mesoplodon densirostris (Blainville's beaked whale) is the source of this 2118-nucleotide messenger RNA. RefSeq names its product ATP-dependent RNA helicase DDX3X-like. The record is from RefSeq and is a predicted model, not a curated record. Gene Ontology annotation, biological process: gamete generation; cell differentiation. Gene Ontology annotation, cellular component: nucleus; P granule. Gene Ontology annotation, molecular function: ATP binding; RNA binding; RNA helicase activity. The transcript has a single exon. Lineage: Eukaryota; Metazoa; Chordata; Mammalia; Artiodactyla; Ziphiidae. The coding region runs from base 1 to 1800 and encodes 599 amino acids.